UUCACGGUCCUGGCGCCCAGUGCAUGCAGAGCAGCUCUCUCUUACCCAGUGCAUGCAGAGCAGCUUUCUCCUAGCCAGGUGCACGCAGAGCAACUCUCCCCUACAUAGUGCAUGCAGAGCAAUUUUCUCCUAUCUAUUGCAUGCAGAGCAGCUUUCUUACACAGUGAAUGCAACCAACCCCAGAUUGCCCCUUGCUUUGCCCCGUGCAUGUAGCCAACUCCAGAUUGCCCCUGUGCAUGCAGCCAACUCCAGAUUGCCCCUGUGCAUGCAGCCAACUCCAGAUUGUCCCUUGCUUUGCCCCGUGCAUGCAGCCAACUCCAGAUUGCCCCUUGCUUUGCCCCUGUGCAUGCAGCCAACUCCAGAUUGCCCCUUGCUCUGCCCCUGUUCAUGCAGCCAGACCCAGAUUGCACCUGUGCAUGCAGCCAGCCCCAGGCUGCUCCUUGCUGUCUCCCCAGUGCAUGCAGCCAGACCCGGAGUGCCCUUGCCCUUGUGCCCGGGAUGCUGUGGCUGAGCAUGGCAUAGUCCGCCGGGGACAUGAGUUUUCACAAGGAGGACGGGGUCAGCCUGUGCCAGAAAGCGCUGCACUUAGUGUCCGAGCUCUGCCGAGGGGGGCAGGUGGAUUGGGACAAGUGCACUGGGAUCUUCCCCAGGACCAGCCAGGGUGCAGGGAGCACAGAUAUAUCAGUCAGUCUUCUUGCCGUGGUAGUUAGUUUCUGUGGCAUUGCUUUGCUCAUCGUCUCCCUCUUCGUCUUCUGGAAGCUUUGUUGGCCAUGUUGGAGGAGAAAGCCGGUGACAUGCACCACGCACUUGGUCCCACCUUGCAUCCCUAGCGCACCUCCAGAAGUUGUGGAGACUAAUGAGAAAAAGGAUAUUAAACAGAACGGGAAACACUGUGUGAAAGUCAUGGAAGCCGCCAUGAAAAUCAGUCACACGUCGCCCGAUAUACCUGCUGAAGUCCAAAACGCGUUGAAGGAGCAUUUGAUAAAACAUGCACGGGUUCAAAGACAGACCACUGAGCCAACCUCUUCCUCAAGGCACAAUUCAUUCAGAAGGCAUUUACCCCGGCAAAUGCAAGUCUCCAGUGUGGAUUUUAGCAUGGGAGUGGAACCAUUACAGCGCCGGGAGACAACCACGAGCAUUGGACGUAUAAAACCUGAACUCUAUAAGCAGAAAUCGGUUGACUCUGAUGACAACAAAAAAGAUGUAAAGAUCUGCGGAAAGCUAAACUUUACACUCCUUUAUGACUAUGAAAAUGAACUUCUAGUGGUCAAAAUCCUAAAAGCGUUUGACCUACCAGCUAAGGACUUAUGUGGGACCUCCGAUCCCUAUGUGAAAAUCUAUCUCCUGCCUGACAGGAAAAAGAAAUUUCAGACUCGCGUGCACAGGAAGACACUAAACCCUGUGUUUGAGGAAACCUUUCAGUUCCCUGUUGCCUAUGAUCAGCUCAGCAGUAGGAAACUGCAUUUCAGUGUGUACGAUUUUGACCGAUUCUCUAGACAUGACAUGAUUGGGGAAGUGAUUGUUGAUAACUUGUUUGAAGUCUCAGACCUCUCCAGAGAAGCCACAGUGUGGAAGGACAUCCACUGUGCCACAUCAGAAAGUGUAGACCUUGGUGAGAUAAUGUAUUCCCUGUGCUACCUACCCACGGCAGGAAGGAUGACCUUAACGGUCAUCAAAUGUAGAAAUCUGAAGGCCAUGGACAUCACGGGUUCCUCCGAUCCCUACGUCAAGGUAUCUCUCAUGUGCGAAGGUCGGAGACUGAAAAAGCGAAAAACCACUACAAAAAAGAAUACUUUAAAUCCAGUCUAUAACGAGGCCAUCAUAUUUGAUAUCCCUCCAGAAAACAUGGACCAAGUCAGUCUCUCCAUCGCCGUGAUGGAUUAUGAUAGGGUUGGACACAAUGAGGUAAUUGGAGUCUGCAGAACUGGAUUGGAUGCUGAAGGGCUCGGUCGAGACCACUGGAACGAAAUGUUAGCUUAUCCACGAAAACCGAUUACUCACUGGCAUGGAUUGGUAGAGCAGCCUGGCCGGGCAACCAGCUUUGAUAGUCAAGGAUCGUGCUCUUCACCUAAGCCCCCUCCUAGCCCAUAGACACAUCAUACUGGGUUAUUCUCUUGGUCUUACAAGGCAAGUUCAUGCCGAAACUGAAUAUGUCCAUUAAAGAGGAGCUGGUGGGUUUAUCAACCAACUGAUAUUAGUUCCUUGUGCAGUGUAACAUUCACAUUGUCAUUAGACAAAAAUACCGCAGAUACACGGAUUGAUAAAUCUAGACAAAGGAAGAGCCGAUGGCAUGGAGUAGAAUUCUUCACAAGAAGUGAGAGAUUAUUUAUGGUUAUUAAACCUGUAGACCAUAAAAUGUUUCCUUC
Pelobates fuscus (common spadefoot toad) is the source of this 2366-nucleotide messenger RNA. It is a transcript of the gene SYT10, whose product is annotated as synaptotagmin 10. Bases 535 to 2091 code for a protein of 518 amino acids. Gene Ontology annotation, cellular component: exocytic vesicle; plasma membrane. The record is from RefSeq and is a predicted model, not a curated record. Lineage: Eukaryota; Metazoa; Chordata; Amphibia; Anura; Pelobatidae. The transcript has 7 exons. Gene Ontology annotation, molecular function: SNARE binding; phosphatidylserine binding; calcium ion binding. Gene Ontology annotation, biological process: regulation of dopamine secretion; regulation of calcium ion-dependent exocytosis; cellular response to calcium ion.